UGGAGAACUACCAAAUCCAAUGACUUUGAUUUGUUCGUACCAUUCUGUCAUCGAUCACUGCUGGGUCGGUUGGUGAGUCACCCCCCAAAAAGCAUCGAGAAAGGGAAAGCAUAUAUGUUUUAUGAAAUGAUCAGCGGUCUCAUUUAUGUUAUGCCCUGCAUCGUGUUCGUGUGUGUUUAUUGAGCUUUCUUCACUUCAGCGCCAUGCGCUUUGCUUCGCUUUAUAGAAGAGAGAGACCGUUGCCUUGAGAGUGAAAAGCAAGCGCAAGCGAUAGAAAGGAUAGUCCCUCGCGCGUUCGCGCGAACUACUAGAAAAUGGUGAGAUCAUUAGAUCAUUAGUGAAAGAAGGACCAACGACGAUCCUGUCCUAAAGGAGAAGGAGGAGUAGGAGGAGUCAGUCUUCUUUGAAGAUCGAGGAAAAAAUAGGACAAUUAUGCCAUUCGGAAGAAGUAGUCUACAGAGGGAAAGCCUGUUACGAGUAAGUGGAGAGGAAAGAUCUCCAGAGAUUCUUAUAUUAUUCCAUGCCAGUGGCUUGACCAGUAACCAAUGGCGAAAACUAAAAAAUUUAUGGUUUCCCGGUAGAACCCUAUUUCGCCCAAGUUGUUGUGAAACCGGAAAAAAGAAGCGGUUUUUCGCACAGCUUGCUCAUAGUGCAGGUCCCACUUGUAUAUUGUAUUUGGCCGAAGAAGCAUCAGACAGGUUGGAGUUCUUACCUUCUUGGGACUCCAUGGACCAAGAUCUGCUUUUAUUAUAUGGGCAAUAUCGAUCUACUUUAGUAGAUCAUAUGGAUGUAGAAAAAGCUUCUGAUUUUGAUGAAUUGGAAACAUCUCUUUUCCAUUUCUAUUUACCUAGUUCAUAUCUUUGUUUCGUGUGUUCCCGGGAGGAAUGAGAUCUCUUCAAUCUCGGGAUACCACCUAAAUAACUGCGGCCAGAGAGUCAAAUAGGUCGGGAAGAAAGAGUCUGAGGUUAGGUCGGACGA
Humulus lupulus (European hop) is the source of this 978-nucleotide messenger RNA. RefSeq lists its product as uncharacterized. Lineage: Eukaryota; Viridiplantae; Streptophyta; Magnoliopsida; Rosales; Cannabaceae. The transcript has a single exon. The record is from RefSeq and is a predicted model, not a curated record. Bases 433 to 888 code for a protein of 151 amino acids.